ACUCGUUGCUGGGGUUUAGGUUGAAAUUUGAAUUGGUUUGAGUGUAAAACCCUAAAUUCAAAAAGCCCCAAAUUUCGCUGCAGAAAUCGGCGGCCUCACUCUCAAUCUUCCACACCAUGACUGCAGAAGCGGUGAAUCCAAAAGCAUAUCCGUUGGCAGAUGCGCAGCUCAUCGCUACUAUACUUGAUUUGGUUCAGCAAGCCGCCAACUACAAACAGCUCAAAAAGGGCGCCAAUGAAGCUACGAAGACGCUGAACCGUGGGAUUUCUGAAUUUGUUGUAAUGGCAGCUGAUGCUGAGCCUCUUGAAAUCCUCCUUCACCUUCCGCUUCUCGCAGAAGAUAAGAAUGUGCCGUAUGUUUUUGUUCCAUCCAAGCAAGCUCUGGGCCGAGCGUGUGGAGUGACCAGGCCAGUCAUUGCUUGUUCUGUCACCAGCAACGAGGGAAGCCAAUUGAAAUCUCAAAUACAGCAGUUGAAGGAUGCUAUUGAGAAGCUUCUGAUCUGAUAAUGCGAAAAAGCCCCUUCCAGCAUGGUUGGCCCUUGGAUAAUCCCCAAGGCUUUGACUGAACUAGUUUCCUCGUACAAUGAUCGUCUCACCCUCAGUACUCUUCUUUAUCUCCUUUCCUGCCCCUGUUUUUUAUUGUUCUCGAUAGAGAUUUGUGAUUUUGACCAGUUAUCAAGUGCGUAAGGCUCCCUUUUUAUAGAAACUUGAUCGCUUGCUUC
Molecule: messenger RNA, 721 nt
Organism: Salvia hispanica
Lineage: Eukaryota; Viridiplantae; Streptophyta; Magnoliopsida; Lamiales; Lamiaceae
Biological process (GO): ribosome biogenesis
Cellular component (GO): ribonucleoprotein complex; nucleolus
Molecular function (GO): RNA binding
Source: RefSeq, a predicted model, not a curated record